Gongylonema pulchrum is the source of this 447-nucleotide messenger RNA. NCBI's taxonomy places the organism in Eukaryota, Metazoa, Nematoda, Chromadorea, Rhabditida, Gongylonematidae. The record is from the annotation of a GenBank genome assembly.
AUGGGAACCUGGAUAUUUGUUUGUUCACUUAGUAUUCUUGAUGUCUUGUACUGUGUACUGACCGAAUCUCCGGAAGCACUGAACAUGAUCAAUGAAGGCCAUAUUAAAUCAGUGAUAUCACUUCUGGAGAAAGUCGGACGUGAUCCUAAAGUAUUAGAUGUGCUGUCAUCGCUAUGCGAAGGUAACGGAAUGGCUGUUCGGAGUAGUCAGAAUACAAUAACGAGACAUUUACUGCCUGGAAAGGAUCUGCUGCUGCAAACCAAAAUGAGAGACCAUGUUAGCAGGUAUAUUGUGACAUGCAUUCACGAAAAAAACUUCUAUGUUGUUCUCAUAAAUCGUUAUUACCUACUAUGCUUUGGAUUUCAUUUGAUGAUAGCCAUCUUCAUUAUGUUUGGACACAAUCGGAUCUUCGAAACUAGCCCAAAUGACCGAUUACUUCCCAAGUAA